Molecule: messenger RNA, 1542 nt
Organism: Eurytemora carolleeae
Lineage: Eukaryota; Metazoa; Arthropoda; Copepoda; Calanoida; Temoridae
Exons: 12
Coding region: 205-1428 (407 amino acids)
Source: RefSeq, a predicted model, not a curated record
GAAAAUAUUGAGACGAGUCAGCAGUCUCUAUCAUACCAACAGAAAUCUUCUUCAAAAUCCUCGAAUUCUGUUACACAAUCUUCCAGCCAAAUUACACAAUCUUCCAGCCAAACUACACAAUCUUCCCAAUCUUCCAGCCAAAUUUUGGAAUCUUCCCAAUCUUCCAGCCAAAUUAUACAAUCUUCCCAAUCUUCCAACCAAAUUAUGGAAUCUUCCCAAUCUUCCAGCCAAAUUAUGCAAUCUUCCCAAUCUUCCAGCCUGAACGCUUCCAACAUUCAAGAAACCUCAUCAAGAAGUAGAAAUGUAUCAGGUGGUAAUGGGACCGUGCUGCAAGGAAACCGAUUUAAUAUCACGAAUGGACUCAAAAGAAGUUCCAGAGUCCAAUCAGAAGAAAAUCUCAACAAACAAAACACAGCUCAAGAUCUGACUGUAGGAUCAGCAUUCAAGAUUUUAGAUUCAGCACUUCAACAGUAUGCUUCACACCAGCAGAAACAACAAGAUCAGAUAGAAUAUGUGGCCAAGGUGUCUAGCAGGCAAACUUCAAGGAAAUGUUCCCUUGUUCCUGGAUCAGGUUGUGAAGAUGUAACAACAGUUACUGUAUCUCUACCCCCCUCCAGGAACACCAGCAGGAUUAACAGUAGAAGAGGCAGCGUAGACAUUGGGAAAAGAUCCAGACGGAACUCCCUGGAUAUAUUUACAGCUGAGUACAGUGUAAAGAUGGCACAAGGGAACAAGGUUGAUUCAUUGCAACAAAAAACAGCAUUCCAUAUGAAGGUUGACAAUAAGGAUGAAUCUGAUCUUAAACUUUGUGGACGCUGCCAUCUUCCAACUCAUAAUACUGCGACCUGUACCGAGUACAACAACUUGUUUUGUCCUCGAUGCUUGUCCUGGGAGCACUGGGAGGAUUCUUGUCCUAUUCAGGACCAGGAUAUUAACUGUUCAAGAUGUAAUUAUAUCGGGCAUCUUGAGGAGGUCCAUGAUGUAACUAACGUUCAUCAACGACGUACUUGUGUUGACCACCUGGGCUGGGAACCAUUUCAAACAUGGUUUUAUGAACCGGACUUUAGAAACUGGUGGCAAGUAACAGGGUGUGUUGGUGUCCCCCUGUACAGGGUGUAUCCUAGAAAAUCUGAAUGGCGGGUCACCCGUCCCAAGGAAACCCAAAAAAGCCCAGGAAAUGUUGGAGGAGUCUCUAAAACGGACAGCGUGGAUGAUAUGAUCGCCCAGUUUCAGGUUCUUAGCCAGCGGAGGGAGUAUAAACACUCAGAGAGCGGAGAUAGCAGUGGGCGCAGUACACCGCUGCAUCUUAAAACAUUUAACAUCGAAGACGAGAGCGGGCAUAAAGCAGGCCGGAAAACACGAACAUAUUCCGAAACUCUUCGAUCCUUAGAUGAGGAUAUUUUAGCAGAGUUGAAUGUUGGAUCCUAGUUAAUUGCAUAUCGGAUAUACCCACAAAGGAUGAAAUCAUAAUGACUACCUAAUAUGACGAUUUGAAGGUUAAAUUUGGUCUUUUCAUUUCUAUGGGUCUACUGAAUGAUAUUG